Messenger RNA from Lycium ferocissimum, 345 nucleotides. RefSeq lists its product as uncharacterized. The record is from RefSeq and is a predicted model, not a curated record. The transcript has a single exon. Lineage: Eukaryota; Viridiplantae; Streptophyta; Magnoliopsida; Solanales; Solanaceae. Bases 1 to 345 code for a protein of 114 amino acids.
AUGGACAACAUACCUUGUCCACAUGCGUGGGCUGUAUUGAACAGUAAAAAUCUUAUGGCUGAUGAAUAUUGCUCAGACCUAUUCAAACCGAAGACAGUGGUGAAGACGUAUGAUAUGCCGGUGGAUCCUCUCCCUGACGAGAUUCAGUGGAAUAUUCCCACACACAUUUCUGAUGAAGUUGUUUUGCCACCAAGAUACAAGAGACCUCCAGGGAGGCCAAAGAAGAAGCGAGAUAAGCCGUUAAUAGAGUUGAUGAUUGGUAAACAUAGAAAUGUUUGUAGUACAUGUGAACGUCUUGGUCAUAAUAGGCGUUCCUGUACUAAUGAGCCCCGUAAGAAGAAGUAA